Molecule: messenger RNA, 1142 nt
Organism: Corylus avellana
Lineage: Eukaryota; Viridiplantae; Streptophyta; Magnoliopsida; Fagales; Betulaceae
Product: DCL-like protein
Biological process (GO): chloroplast rRNA processing; nucleologenesis; chloroplast organization
Cellular component (GO): nucleus; chloroplast
Source: RefSeq, a predicted model, not a curated record
AACAUGGGUUUUUAGACCCGGUGAUUCACAACCUUUUAAACCAAACUCAAUUAGGGUUUUAGGCUGUGUGUUGUUUGCUCAUAGAGUCAUGGCCGAAGAGACAGCACCAGAGCUCGCCGAAGCCAACGUGGCCGCCCAAGACAUGGACCUCGAGGCCGUGGGACCCGAACGGGAUCCCAAGGAUGGUGACGACAAAGAGGUCGACUCGGCGGCGCCGAACGGCGACGCGGACUCGAAGCGAGCGAGAGAGGAAGGGGCUGAAGAAGAGGAAGAGGAAGGAGGAGAAGACGACGCUUCUUCGAGGAAGAAGCAGAGGGUGGAGACGUCCGUGGAAGAAGAGCGGUUGGAGAAGCUCGGGGGAGGAGAGGAGGAUGCGGGUCGGGUCUACUUGGGUCCGAAAGAGUUCGGGUCGUCGGUGGAGAUGUUCGAUUACUUCUACAAGUUUCUCCAUUACUGGCCUCCAAACCUCAAUGUCAACAAGUAUGAGCACAUGGUGUUGAUGGACUUGCUUAAGAAGGGUCAUCAAGAGCCAGAUAAAAAGAUCGGGGGAGGGAUUGAUGCUUUUCAAGUGCGAUACCAUCCUUUGUGGAAAAGUAGGUGCUUCUUCCUCAUUAGGGUUGAUGAAUCUGUUGACGAUUUUAGCUUCAGGAAGUGUGUCGAUCAUAUACUUCCCCUGCCAGAAGACAUGAAGAUAAAAUCCGAUGUCAAUAAGGCGUCAGGUGGCAGAGGUGGUAAGGGUCAUGGUGGAAGAGGUGGUGGGCAUGGUGGAAGAGGUGGGGGGCGUGGCCGUGGAAGAGGGGGUAAGCCAAGGUACUGAGGUAUCAUGUUUAAUUUACAAGAGUUGGGUUUCAUGGCGGGAAGAGUUUGUAGAAGAAACAUCUAAUUUCUUCAGUUUUAUCUUUAUAGUACUGUUUACUCUAUUCUAGUUGAUAUUGAUAUUUAAAGUGAGUUUUUUUUUUAAUUAUAUAUUUGGUUUUUACUCUAGAUGCUGAAAGGGUGUUUUAUGGAGUUUUAAGAUUGCAAGAUACGUACAUAUGCUGCAUAGCUCUUGCUUUGCAAGUUGCAACAAUGCUGUGGAUUUUCUGGUCCCUGGAUAUUCACUUUCUAUGCUAUGGAUGCCGGAUGGUGGUAUAAACUAUAAA